AUGAAUGUAGCAAAGCUCCACGAGGCACUGGUCAGCGGACUCAGCAGCAUUGUGGACACUUGGUGGACCGAUGAACAGGCUGCGUUCCCCCGGCGGAUGCCACUCGAACCACACGAGGAAGAUCUUCUACGCUGGCUGCAUGAGCAAUGCGAAGCGAAUAAUCUGAGGCCAUUCAAGAAUUGCCAGGGACACUGGCGAUCUGAUCUUCUUCUUCCUUCGGACCACCCAGGUACUGUCAAGAUCUGUGAGAUCAACGCACGUUACUCCAUCAAUGCACAGCUCCUUGCAGCCUACGGCUAUCAGUACCGGACACCCUAUAUUGAGAUGUUCGUCUCUUUUGCCGAACAAAGUGGUAGGGUUAGUGCGAUUAUAAUCAAGCCGGUAGAUCUUCGAUUGAUCAGGAGCAACAACUCGAAGACCAGAUAUGACCUUUACUGUCUGUCCGACAGGGACUGUCCCGACAUGGUCAGCACAGACGGUGAGCGCCUGGACCGUGUGUAUCAAACCGGGCUUCAACUAUUCCAGCAUGAAUUGCGCUCUAUUCCGACAGACAUUCUGCGGCAUCUUGCGUUGCACUCUGUCAAUGAUUUAAGAAGCGUUCUUCUCAUUCACGAUAAGCGGAUCCUUGGGGUACUCCUCCAAGAGCUUGACAGCCUUGUCAGCAAGCAAGUCCUGACGGCAGAACAAGCAGCGAUCAUUCGGCACGGCGUCGUACCUACCAUCAACCCUGGGUCUCCGGAGCUGAGCGGAUUGAUCGACCAGCAGAGUCGAUCCCUGAUUCAUAAAGACAAUUAUAUCAUCAAGCCAGUUCGGAGUGGCUGA
This is a messenger RNA of Aspergillus japonicus CBS 114.51, 822 nucleotides long. RefSeq lists its product as uncharacterized. The transcript has 2 exons. The record is from RefSeq and is a predicted model, not a curated record. Lineage: Eukaryota; Fungi; Ascomycota; Eurotiomycetes; Eurotiales; Aspergillaceae. The coding region runs from base 1 to 822 and encodes 273 amino acids.